AUGACCAAGGGUUGCUACACUUGUCGGCGGCGUCGCAUCAUUUGCGAUAACGGUCAACCCACUUGCCGAAAAUGUCGAGAUGCCGGAAAGGAAUGCCUGGGCUAUCAAAAGCCGCUGGUCUGGGUGAAAGGCGGAGUGGCCAGUCGAGGCAAGAUGAUGGGUCGUAGCUUUGAUGAUGUCAAGAAACCAGAUGACGAGGAAAGAUAUGGGAGCUUUGCAAGAACCCACCCGCCGAAAACAAACGGCACGGGAGCAUAUGGCUUUAUCUCGAUUGCGGAAACGACAUCCUCGGCGAAUAGCUCACCGAGUUCCGGCACGUACACGAGUCCUGAAUCCGAUGGAUAUGCACAGGAACCGAUAGACGACAGCAUACCUCGAUGCAAUGUGGUGAACACAAGUGUGACUGAGUCGUCUUCCUCGGAACAAACGGACAACAGAUUGAUCCAUGUCUCUAGAGAUGGCCCUUCAGUGAGUUACACCUCUGCGCCGCGGGGACUGGUUGAUCCAUUGUUCAAAGACAUGAGUCAAGCCUCACGGUUCUAUCUAUAUCAUUAUAAUCAAAAUAUGGCCCACGAUUUUGUCGUGUAUCCUCAAUCUAAAAACCCAUGGCGCGAUCUCAUCUCGCUGGUUGGUGACUCGACGCUACUUGCGCACGGUAUAUGUGCCAUGAGUGCCUUGCAUUAUUCUCUCAUGUCGGACUCCGACUCAUCUCACAUGCCCUGGUCAUUGAACGAUCCCUCGACACAGAAUCAUCCGCCAUUGUCGCCCAGGGACCUCCAAGCACUUGUGUCCCCAGCAAGUCACCGGCGAUCCUCAUCCAGAGCAUUCCAGCAUUUCCUUGAAUUCAAGCAGCGAACACUUCACCAGCUGUCCAAAGACUUGCAGAAUCCUGUCAUGCAACGAGAUGAUCGAACCCUUGCCGCAAUUGUGGUACUUGCCCUGGUAGAUGUCUUUGAGUCAGGGAGCGGAGCAUGGAGCUAUCAUAUUGAAGGUGCCAAAAAGCUUUUGAGAGAUCGGCCAGAAAAUAAGGUUGGACAAGGGAUCCUUGACAGUCUCGAAACCUUUGCACUGGAUGGUUGCCUAAUCAUGGAAAUCAUGGGCUCAACCCUCGCUCGUCCCGGAGCCCUUUCUAAACCCUUUUUUUCUGCUACGAUGGGCCCAGCAAUGCUGAAACGCCUCGAGGAAACCUCGUGGGUUGGCUGCCCUGCGUACCUCUUGGAAGUGAUCUUCUUCAUCCACACCCUCUGGUAUUCCGACUCCGAAACCACCACGACCAUCACGCCACAACCCUCCGCUCUAUCGUCCUCAAUGCAUCCGGGUCAACCUCUUACCCUAGCCUCCUAUCUCGCUCUGCUUCAAGGCAUCCGCAACUUUGACCCUGUGGCUUGGGCCCACCACAUGCAAUCUUCCCACUAUCUCUCAGAUCUCUCUCCCCGCAUCGCAUUGGCCAAAUCUUACCAAAACGCAGUCUAUCUGUACACUAGCCGGGUGCUGAAUCGCGCCCGUGCCGGCUAUACGCCCCCUUGGGCAGAUGUCGGUCUCCCCGCCGACCACGCCGCCACCGCAAGUUACCUGCUCGAGCAAAUCUGCUCGGUACCACACUCGGACCCGCAUUUCAAAUGCCUCAUCUGGCCCACUUUCAUCGCCGGCGCUGAGUGUCGAUGCCCUUCGCAAAGACCACUCAUUUUGGAGAAACUGGGCGCUCUUUACCACGCCGUCACCAGUGUCAAUGUGCAAAAUGCAGCCUGGGUGUUGCGUCUUAUGUGGGAGAAGCAUGAUCAGCGACGACGGGAGAAACCCAGCAUAUCUUCCCUGGCAAACAUCACCGGAGAGGUCAUCGAAUCGUCUUCAGCAGGAAUGGAUCCCGAUGGAAAAGACCUGGGUCACCGGGAUACUUAUCAUGAAAUUGACGACGGAUACGAGAACACGUUCGAUUGGGUGGACGAAUUGGAUGAGUCACGUCUGGACUGGUUAUUUAUCUGA
Messenger RNA from Penicillium oxalicum, 1983 nucleotides. Its product is annotated as Zn(II)2Cys6 transcription factor. The transcript is spliced from 3 exons. NCBI's taxonomy places the organism in Eukaryota, Fungi, Ascomycota, Eurotiomycetes, Eurotiales, Aspergillaceae. The record is from RefSeq and is a predicted model, not a curated record. Gene Ontology annotation, biological process: regulation of DNA-templated transcription. Gene Ontology annotation, molecular function: zinc ion binding; DNA-binding transcription factor activity, RNA polymerase II-specific. Bases 1 to 1983 code for a protein of 660 amino acids.